AUGAACCCUCCACGCCGUCCAGGGUCACAUGAGGCCGACGAUAUACUCCCCAGCCAGCCAGCCGGAACCCUCCACACUUCAUCACCCAACAACCCUCUCAAAACUUCUACCAGACCAUUCCUCCCAAACUCAACCCCUUCUACAUCCCAACUUCCAAGCCUGGUCGAGUCAUCGAUUCCAACCCCUUCCGAGACGAUUCAGGAAAAAGAGCCGGUUGACGUCAUUCGUGGCAUCUACAUUCCCGAUCAAGAUCUGGCCAUCGUCCCAAAGUGGUCCGUCCGGCUUCAACAUCACCCCCGGCCUUUCCUCAUUUUUCAGAUUAUCAGACUUCGGAAUUAG
Messenger RNA from Penicillium cataractarum, 339 nucleotides. RefSeq lists its product as uncharacterized. Lineage: Eukaryota; Fungi; Ascomycota; Eurotiomycetes; Eurotiales; Aspergillaceae. The record is from RefSeq and is a predicted model, not a curated record. The transcript has a single exon. Bases 1 to 339 code for a protein of 112 amino acids.